AUGCUCUAUCUAAGAUUGUUUAAUGACGAAAAAUCAGUCAAAAAGAAAAAUCGGAUUUUUUUAAAUUUUUUCAUAAAAAUAAAAAUUUUCAUUUUGUGCAUAAUUUUUUUUCUGCUGUUGAGAAAUGAAGACAAUGUGGGAAAAAUAAGUGAGAGACUCCCCAGGGAAGAUAUGUUCCCCGUGGGGUUCUCUCCUCUGGCAAGGGACGAAAAAAACGGUUAUUUGAAAAUAAGGAAAGUGAGACAAAACGAAAGAGAGAAUAUAAGUUUUUCAAGUGAAUCACGUGUCAAUAUUAGCACUACCCAUGAUGAUCGAUCCCGUUUAAACGUGUUUGAAGAUGUAUACAACCUUUUUUGCAGAGAAAAUUUUAUUAAUGAGAAGUAUUUCCUGCUGUUUUGGUGUUUUGGUAAGAAGGGGACUUACAAGCGAAGGGGACACAUUUCCAGAAUUCUGCUCGAAAGGAUGAAAAAGAAUGCGUCUUAUGAAAAUGGAAAGGGAUCGGAAAAUACAACAUUUAGUGUGGACGGGGGCGAAAGCGAAAGUGAGAACGAAGAUGACGAACCUAAGAAUCAGCUUCCGUCUGCGUCGAAUGAGGUAUCCGAAGGAAUGAUUUUCUUCUGUUUUAUCUUCAUCUCCGCGACUAUGCUGCAAUUUAUCCUUUCCAAAAUACACAGACUGAACAUCCCUGUGUCAGUAAUAUGGUUUUUAUAUGGAAUGUGUACCUACGUAAUAGCAAAAAAUUUUAACAUGUUUGAAGAGAAUACUUUGCAUAAGUCUAUCAUCAACGCGAGGAACAUCGAUUCAUCCGUUCUUUACUUCAUUCUGUUGCCAAUUUUGCUAUAUGAAGCCACGCAGGACAUCAAUUAUUACGCCUUUAAGAAUUUUCUAUAUGGUGGAAUAGGACUAGCAGUGAUAGGGGUAGCACUACAAGUAGGCAUACUGGGUAUUUUGUUUUAUUAUUCCUUCAUGUAUAGGCAAGACCAGUCCCCCCUAAGUAGCAGUUUUUUGUUGGCCUCCAUCUUAUCAUCAACCGAUCCCGUGGCAGUGCUGUCGAUUUUGUCAGUAGUGGAUGCUCCAUCAAAAAUAAGUUCCAUGUUUCAUGUGGAGUCGUUAAUAAAUGAUGGAAGUUCUGUCUUACUAUUUCAGUUUUUUUUUUAUUUAACUAUCGGGUAUAAGGCCAAUACAUCUCAGUACCUGAUUCUGUUUGUUAAGUUAUUAUUUUUAAGCCCCAUAUUUGGCAUAGGCAUGGCUAUGUUGACAUUUGCCUGGAUAAAUUUGUAUAGAAAAUAUUACUACAAUCAGUGUCUGGCGACGAUAACUAUGUGUUACUUGAGUUACUUUGUAUCUGAGUAUUAUUUUAACUUGUCGGGCCCGCUAGCAAUCGUUUGUUAUGGUUUAUUUAUUAACGCGUAUGGCCAUAUUGCCCUGGACGAAGUGGCACAGAGAAAGCACAAAGAAAUUGUGGAGCUUCUCUCCCUCAUGGGAAACUCGAGCAUUUUCAUCAUAUCAGGAAUAGUCUCGUUUGGGAUGAUGGAGAAUGUUUUCAAGGACAACUUGUACUUUUUCCUAUACAUUGUAUUGACAUAUAUUUAUUUAGUGUUGGCAAGGUCCAUAAUGAUUCUGAUAUUUAAACCUUUUUUGUCAAGAAUUGGAUAUCCUAUAAAUUGGAAGGAAAUAUUACUCCUAAUUUGGGGAGGACUACGAGGCGGUAUUGUACUGGUACUAGGGUUACGGAUAGAAGCAGAAAAUAAAAUUAACGACAAACUGACGAAGGAGUUGGCUUACUACAUUAGUGGUAGUGUAUUGCUAAUACUGACCAUUCAGGGUUUGACUUUUGAGUGUCUGUACAAACUGUUAAAUAUUUAUCCGCCGAAUCCCUUUAGAAUUGUUUACCUAGAGAAGGUACUAAAAAUGAUUGAUUACAAUUUUUAUAUUAGGAAGAAGAGCUUAAAAAAUUAUUGGCUGUUUAAAGGCACCAACAUUCUUCACUUUUCCAACAAAAUUGUCCCCGAAUUGUACUGGAGGAAAAUGAACAAAUAUGGAGAGUUCGAUUUGAGGUUGCCGGAUAUUUAUGCUUGUCUACAGGAUAUAAGCUCGUGCGAUAUUUCAUUUUGGGAACGUGCUUACGAUUCGCAGACAGUGAUCGAAAGCUUCGAUGGCGUUUCUUCGAAUGGCAAUGGCAGCUUUCCCAACAAGAACGAGAAUAAGAUAAGCCCAAGCAGGGGAAAAAAAAGUGAUAAUAAUAGUAAUAAUAAUAAUUCGGCUCAUUCCUCCAGCAAUAGGAGGAUUCUACAAAAAAAUGAACUGUCCAGUAUUACAGAUAAUGACGCCGAGAAUGAGAGAGGCACGUCGAACAACAGGAAUGUGCACAUUCAUAGAGGAAGAGAAAAUCCAAGUUCCAUAAAGAAAAAAAAAAGUAUAUACGAUGAGGUGAAAUGGAAAAACAGUAAUUUUACGGACAUAGAAUAUGAAGAUAACAGUGAUGAAUACAGCUACAUAAAUAACGAUGACAAUAAUAGCAAGAAGAAAAAAAAAAGAGAAAAAAUAAAAGUGAGAAACAAUACCAGCAGAAGGGAUCGAGUAGGGGAAUUCAUCUCCAGAGGAAAAACUAGCUUUGAUAAUUUUCCGUACAAAAGAGAAAUGAAAAUAAAUAUCAUUCGAAAUAAUGACAACUACUUCAGUAGUAACGAUGAAGACGAACAUAAUUACACAAGUAUAAACUACUCACUGUCAUCCAAAAAUUUCGAUAAGCUCAGUAACCAUCUGAAUGAGCUCUCCGAUAACGAAUCAUGCUACACAGAUAAGGUUUGUGAAAACAGUAAAAUAAAAAGUUUGAAUGCUUUUAACUAUGACAAGAUUUCCAUAAAAACGUAUGACCGCCUUAUAAACAAAAUGAAUUACCGAGAAUUCAAAAGAACCAGAAGGGAGAAAGAAAACUUUACUGUCAUCGAUAGUAUCGUUGAUAACAACAACGAGAAGGAGACGUUCAAUCCCAAAUACAAUUUGAGGCUAAUCGAGCACGCUACCCAUUUACCCAAAACUUUUAGUGACAAUUUGCUCGUUAAGAGCAAUAUGAAAAAUGAGAAAGGCAGUAAUGGAGACGCGAAGAGUGGUGCCCCAGAUUCUAGCGAGAAUGAAAAGAGGAAUAAAAAAAACAUUCCAAAUUCUUUGCACGAGCAAGCUUCGGUGAAGGAGGACGACCUGGGCAAAGAAAUCGACUCGGUGAAAGAAGCCGAGGUUGGAAAAGACCGAGACGGAGAAAAACAAUACGUGCAGCAGGACAGCAGCCCUGGGGAGGAGCACCUCAUGAAAAAUAUAAACUACGAUAAUAUCACGAAGAAGGAUGAAAAUUUGCUAAACAACUACAAAGAUGUGAAAAGGAUCCCAGAGGGGACUAAUGAGAACACACUCGGGCUACCUAAUGCAGACCAAGCAGAAAACGAGUUGCUGAUGAGCGACAAUUUUAUUAUAAAAAUUCAGAAGGAAAUAUCGAAUGAAUGCGAAGAGGAUCAGGAGAAUGAGAGUCUAAAGGGCGAAAGGGGAGAAGGCCACGAAAAUGAUUUAGAAGAAAAAGAUGAUGAAGCAGAAGAGCAAGGAGGAGGAAGCCUGAAAAACUGCAUCACAUGUGUGACAAAUGAACAGAGUAACGUGGUGGAUGAUAUCAUAAAUUAUGUCGGGGGUGAAAAAAAAAAUAACGAACCUAAUUUUGAGGAAUACUUAACAUAUAAAAAUCUGUUCGCUCUGAAUAGCGAUGGGAUGAAAAUAUCGUCCUUCUUUAACAACAACUAUGAUAAGGAAAGCUAUCUAAAGAAUAGGGUGAGAAACCCAUCGGAGAUUAACAUUUCCACCAAGGGAACUGACAGCAGAACUUUGAUGUUAAUGAACAAAGAAAUUGAGAAAAGGAAAAAGAUGAAAAAUACUAAUAAAUCGAGGUGCACCUCAUGCACACGUGUGCUUGAUUUCACCGUACGUCCGCUAAUAAAAAGGGAUAGUAAUCGGAGCGCUUUAAAGGUGAAGGGCAGUAAAGGCGGAAGACGUGAAAGAGGCUAUAACCAUAAUUGCGAUAAUGCUGACAAUGAAGAAUUUCGCUGUGGAGAUUGCCAAAAUGUGGAGAUAAAUCAAAAUUACUCCAACAGCAAUGCAGGAGAUGAUAACAUUGUCAGUAAUAAUAACAACAGUAAUGACGAUUUCAUCGAGGGAAAAAAGGGAAUGCCAAAAGUGCAACGAAACAGCACGACGGACUUCAUUGCAAGGAGGUAUGACACAGAUCAAACGAUAAAUUUCGAAUGUAUAGAAGAUGUGUGUCAGAAGAAACAUGUUGCUACUUUUUACAGCUUUUUAAAAAGACCCAAAAUGAAAAUAAAAAAUAAAUUAUUCAGCGAAAUAAGAAGGGCAAGAAGCCACGAAAGUUACAGUAAUAGUAAAGAUAAGUCCGGGAAGUCCAAGGAUGAUGUUUUUUACAGCUCACUCAAAAAAAAAAUUGUUCGAAAAGAAAGAGAAGGGGAACUGUACAUCAUGAUAUUUAAUACUUGCAGGGAAUUAUAUAAAAAGUUGUACGUAAACGGCUUCAUCUCGGGGGAAUGUCUAUUAACACUUACGUCGAUUCUAGAUCUGUCUGCCGAUUUUGCCUUGAAGAAGGUACGAAUGAACCCAAUUAAAGCAUGGGCCGAUGCUUUUGAUAAGGGAAAAAACAAAAGUAGCAGCAAAAGAAGGAGAAGUAUUGACCACAGAAAUGGGUUUGAAUACGAAUUUAACGUCCUGUUAUCAAAAUUAAAAAUUAAUACAAGGCGUUCAUUUUUCUUCUCGCCCAAGGUGGUAAAUAUAUUUCUUGUGUAUGAACACUGCAUGAAGGACCUUCAGAUUAUUCUCUCCUAUGUUGACGUUCACCAGUGCACACUGGAUAAGGGGGGAAUUACUAUGAAGUUACUGCUGGGGAAAAACUUGCUCAGAAGCUACUACCGAAAUAUAGAGCUCGCCAAGAGCCUCAUACCGCACAUGGUUAAGAAGUACAAGGACGUGGUGAAGUACUGCCUCAUUAAGAUAGGCGCGGACAUGCUCAUGCAUUUGAAGAAGACGAUUGUUAAUGAGCAAGCUGCGAACGGAUUGUUACUAACCCAGGACAACGAAAAAUUGAAUGGCAUUUUCUAUGAGCAGCAAAUCAAAAUUAAUAGAUACAGGCCAUAUUUGCAUUAUUUUUUAAAAAAGAACAUGUUUAAGAUGAUUAUUAAGUAG
Messenger RNA from Plasmodium inui San Antonio 1, 5232 nucleotides. RefSeq lists its product as hypothetical. The transcript is spliced from 2 exons. Gene Ontology annotation, molecular function: sodium:proton antiporter activity. The record is from RefSeq and is a predicted model, not a curated record. Gene Ontology annotation, cellular component: membrane. Bases 1 to 5232 code for a protein of 1743 amino acids. NCBI's taxonomy places the organism in Eukaryota, Apicomplexa, Aconoidasida, Haemosporida, Plasmodiidae. Gene Ontology annotation, biological process: proton transmembrane transport.